This is a messenger RNA of Tupaia belangeri chinensis (Chinese tree shrew), 1256 nucleotides long. RefSeq names its product uroporphyrinogen decarboxylase (gene UROD). Gene Ontology annotation, molecular function: uroporphyrinogen decarboxylase activity. The transcript is spliced from 10 exons. NCBI's taxonomy places the organism in Eukaryota, Metazoa, Chordata, Mammalia, Scandentia, Tupaiidae. The coding region runs from base 73 to 1176 and encodes 367 amino acids. The record is from RefSeq and is a predicted model, not a curated record. Gene Ontology annotation, biological process: heme biosynthetic process. Gene Ontology annotation, cellular component: cytosol.
GGCGGAGCCUGGGCUGGGGGCAGGCUCAAAUACGGGUUGAAGGCGGGACAGUGUUCGCAGUCACUGUUUACCAUGGAGGAGGACAGGUUGGGACCCCAGGGUUUUCCAGAGCUGAAGAAUGAUACUUUCCUGCGAGCAGCGUGGGGAGAGGAAACAGACUACACUCCCGUUUGGUGCAUGCGGCAGGCAGGCCGCUACUUACCAGAGUUUAGGGAAACCCGAGCUGGCCAGGAUUUUUUCAACACCUGUCGUUCUCCUGAAGCCUGCUGUGAACUGACUCUGCAGCCACUGCGUCGCUUCCCUCUGGAUGCUGCCAUCAUCUUCUCCGACAUCCUUGUUGUACCCCAGGCACUAGGCAUGGAGGUGACCAUGAUACCUGGCAAAGGACCCAGCUUCCCAAAGCCACUGAAAGAAGAGCAGGACCUAGAGCACCUACGUGAUCCAGCAGCGGCAGCCUCUGAGCUGGACUAUGUGUUCCAGGCCAUCACCCUUACCCGACAACGGCUGGCAGGGCGUGUGCCACUGAUUGGCUUUGCUGGUGCCCCGUGGACCCUGAUGACAUACAUGAUUGAGGGUGGCGGCUCAAGCACUAUGGCUCAGGCCAAGCGCUGGCUCUACCAGAGACCCCAGGCCAGUCACCGGCUGCUGUGCAUCCUCACUGAUACUCUUGUCCCCUAUCUGGUAGGACAAGUGGCUGCUGGUGCUCAGGCGUUGCAACUCUUUGAGUCCCACGCGGGGCAUCUUGGCCCACAACUUUUCAGCAAGUUUGCACUGCCCUACAUCCGUGAUGUGGCCAAGCGAGUGAAGGCUGGGUUGCAAAAAGCAGGCCUGGCACCAGUGCCCAUGAUCAUCUUUGCUAAGGAUGGACAUUUUGCCCUGGAGGAACUGGCCCAGGCUGGCUAUGAGGUAGUUGGGCUUGACUGGACGGUGACCCCCAAGAAAGUCCGGGAGCGUGUGGGAAAGACGGUGACCUUACAGGGCAACUUGGACCCCUGUGCUCUAUAUGCCUCAAAGGAGGAGAUUGGGCGGUUGGUGCAGCAGAUGCUGGAUGACUUUGGAUCACAACGCUACAUUGCCAACCUCGGCCAUGGGCUUUACCCGGACAUGGACCCAGAGCACGUGGGGGCCUUUGUGGAUGCCGUGCACAGACACUCACGUCUGCUUCGACAGAACUGAGCAUAUGCCUUUACCUCAAGUACUACGAACACAGACGAUUGUCUCCAGGAGAAUAAAAGUCUCAGAGCUGGAGUCUAGUA